AUGCACACUGUAUACUCACGGAUUAACAAUGUCUCUGCCAUGGUCUCUACCUGUGUUAUGGUCCUCCUUGGUGCCAUCUCCUUGUCCUCCUUCCUCUUCACCGCCGAUCCAAAGGGGGCUAUUGGGGUCUCGAGCAUCAAAGUUUUCCCCGGAAAUGCACGCCGAUAUGCGAACAAGCACCAAGACUUCUCGUUCGUGAACUUCAACAUCACCGCAGACCUGUCGCCUCUGUUCAACUGGAACACGAAGCAAUUGUUCCUCUACGUGAGCGCGGAGUACGAGGGCACAAAAGGGACCAAAAACGAGGUUGUCAUCUGGGACUCCAUUGUUCGCAAGAAGGAGGAUGCGAUGCUGCAGAGUUUUGAGGGCAAGAACAAGUAUGCGUUCCGCGAAUUGAGCGCUUCCUUCAAGCACGCGGCACCAGCUCAUUACACGCUCAAGUACAAUGUGAUGCCAUACGUGGGCGUGCUGACGUACGGGGAGGCGGCGCGCACAGAAGAGCCUGUAUCUUUCCCCGAGAGCCACGACCUGUCAUAG
Molecule: messenger RNA, 537 nt
Organism: Epithele typhae
Lineage: Eukaryota; Fungi; Basidiomycota; Agaricomycetes; Polyporales; Epitheliaceae
Product: signal peptidase subunit
Exons: 5
Coding region: 1-537 (178 amino acids)
Biological process (GO): protein targeting to ER
Cellular component (GO): membrane; signal peptidase complex
Source: RefSeq, a predicted model, not a curated record